This is a messenger RNA of Schistosoma mattheei, 807 nucleotides long. NCBI's taxonomy places the organism in Eukaryota, Metazoa, Platyhelminthes, Trematoda, Strigeidida, Schistosomatidae. The record is from the annotation of a GenBank genome assembly.
AUGAAAUCAGUAAUAUCAUCAUCAUCAUCAUCAUCAUCAUCAUCAUCAUCAUCAUCAUCAUCAUCAUCAUCAUCAUCAUCAUCAUCAUCAUCAUCAUCAUCAUCAUCAUCAUCAUCAUCAUCAUCAUCAUCAUCAUCAUCAUCAUCAUCAUCAUCAUCAUCAUCAUCAUCAUCAUCAUCAUCAUCAUCAUCAUCAUCAUCAUCAUCAUCAUCAUCAUCAUCAUCAUCAUCAUCAUCAUCAUCAUCAUCAUCAUCAUCAUCAUCAUCAUCAUCAUCAUCAUCAUCAUCAUCAUCAUCAUCAUCAUCAUCAUCAUCAUCAUCAUCAUCAUCAUCAUCAUCAUCAUCAUCAUCAUCAUCAUCAUCAUCAUCAUCAUCAUCAUCAUCAUCAUCAUCAUCAUCAUCAUCAUCAUCAUCAUCAUCAUCAUCAUCAUCAUCAUCAUCAUCAUCAUCAUCAUCAUCAUCAUCAUCAUCAUCAUCAUCAUCAUCAUCAUCAUCAUCAUCAUCAUCAUCAUCAUCAUCAUCAUCAUCAUCAUCAUCAUCAUCAUCAUCAUCAUCAUCAUCAUCAUCAUCAUCAUCAUCAUCAUCAUCAUCAUCAUCAUCAUCAUCAUCAUCAUCAUCAUCAUCAUCAUCAUCAUCAUCAUCAUCAUCAUCAUCAUCAUCAUCAUCAUCAUCAUCAUCAUCAUCAUCAUCAUCAUCAUCAUCAUCAUCAUCAUCAUCAUCAUCAUCAUCAUCAUCAAAUAUGUGCUUACCAUGUACAAUUGUAAUUUGUUGUAGACGUAAGAAAUAUUGGUUUCUGCCUUUUAUGUAG